AUGACGGAAUCCGUCCGAUCAAUUCACUCCCUCGUGAAGAAUUUCGCCCGCUUCACACCCUCGCUGACUCUCGAGUCUGACCCAAACCCACACAAUCCACCCUCCUUACCCUCCCGCUCCCCCUCCCAUCCCCCUGUCCUCUCCCUCCCCCCCCUCCCAUCCCCCUGUCCUCUCCCUCCCCCCCCUCCCAUCCCCCUGUCCUCUCCCUCCCCCCCCCUCCCAUCCCCCUGUCCUCUCCCUCCCCCCCCUCCCAUCCCCCUGUCCUCUCCCUCCCCCCCCUCCCAUCCCCCUGUCCUCUCCCUCCCCCCCCUCCCAUCCCCCUGUCCUCUCCCUCCCCCCCCUCCCAUCCCCCUGUCCUCUCCCUCCCCCCCCUCCUUCCGCGUGCCUCCCCUCUUCAUCAGUCGUGCUAUUGCAAACGAGCUAGCAUCUUUAGGCGCGCACGUGUUUGUAUGCUCACGUGGCGAGGCUGACGUGGCAGCUACAGUGGCGGAGCUACAGUCGCAGGGGUGGGCGGCGACGGGGUGGGCGUGCGAUGUCAAGGAGCCGGAGCAGCGGGAGGUGCUUAUAACGAAGGUGUCAGAGGCUUUUGGCGGGAAACUGAACCACCUGAUCAACAACGUGGGCACUAACAUUCGCAAGCCCACAGUGGAGUACUCCCUAUCCGACUUCCACCACGUGUGGGGCACCAAUUUUGAGUCCGCCUACCACCUCUGCCAACUCGCACACCCUCUGCUUAAAGCCGCUGCCAGCGCUGGUGCUACUGAUGGUACAGCCAAGGGCAAUGCGAGCAUUGUGUUCAACUCGUCUGUUGCCGGGGUCGUUGCUAUUCGGUCAGGCACUCUCUACGGCGCCACUAAGGCCGCUAUGAACCAGCUCACCAAGAACCUGGCGUGUGAAUGGGCCAAGGAUGGCAUCCGGGUGAAUGCAGUGGCGCCGUGGUACAUGGCAACAGACCUCGCCAACCAGGUGCUCAAGGACGAAGCGUUCUCUGUUGACGUCAUCAGUCGAACACCCAUGAGGAGAGUGGGUGAGCCUCAGGAAGCAGCAGCAGCUGUGGCGUUCAUGUGCCUGCCGGCUGCUUCCUAUGUGUCGGGGCAAGUGCUGGCUGUGGAUGGUGCUUUCACACUGCCAGCAAUGUCUAUCCGUCGGCAUCUCUCCUCCCUCAGCAACAGCCCCUUCCCUGCCUCUCCUCCCCCUCCCUUCUCCGUUCCCAUACUCGUCUUUGCCCCGGAGAUCACAUCACCACUGCCAUCCUCCUCCUUUCCUAAUACCACCACUUCUUUUGAAUCAGAUUUGUUUGAUUCUGCAACUCUUCUCCGAGCUCUGACCAUAUCGGCCCUUUUGGUUGUGAUUGGUGGCCUCAUCGGCCUGAUUAUUUUCCGGCUUGCUGUGGUUUGGAUCGUGUGGACGAGAACGCGCCAUGUGUCGCCCUGGCGCCUCCUCGUCACACUGCCAUUCCUCCACCCGUUUGGUCUGGACUCUGAUCAUUCAGCCUCGGCCGGACGGGCUACUUCCACUCAAUCUUCGGGAGCAGCAGAUACAAAUGCAACAGUUGAUGUGGAGACUGCUUCUACAAAUGAGGGGCAAGAAGCGUCAGCCAGGUCAGGGAAGCUGGUGAAAAAGGGAGCAAGCACCCAACAGCUAGCGCAGCUUGUUACGAACCCCAUUGCAGCAGAGCAAGAAGAGAAACAAGAGUGUAUUGUCUGCCUUUCUGAAAUGGUCGUUGAGGAAUCUGCAGUCACUCUCCCAUGUUGCAACAAAAUCCCAUUUCACCAGCAAUGCAUCACAGCAUGGCUAGCAACAGCUGGGGCGUGUCCCCUUUGCAGGAGCUCUCCGUUUCAAUGA
Messenger RNA from Closterium sp. NIES-65, 1845 nucleotides. The record is from the annotation of a GenBank genome assembly. Lineage: Eukaryota; Viridiplantae; Streptophyta; Zygnematophyceae; Desmidiales; Closteriaceae.